Messenger RNA from Bacillus rossius redtenbacheri, 2197 nucleotides. Its product is annotated as UDP-glycosyltransferase UGT5-like. Lineage: Eukaryota; Metazoa; Arthropoda; Insecta; Phasmatodea; Bacillidae. The coding region runs from base 60 to 1340 and encodes 426 amino acids. The transcript is spliced from 5 exons. The record is from RefSeq and is a predicted model, not a curated record. Gene Ontology annotation, molecular function: UDP-glycosyltransferase activity.
UCCGUCGGCGCGUUCGCACACUGUGGCUGGUGAAUACAUCUUGGCUGGUGAAUGCUCAGAUGGCCGGUUGGUCGGGAUGGCUGCUGCUCGCCCUUGUCGCACAAGCGCUGGGCUGGGCGCACACCGCCAGGAUCCUGGGCGUGUAUCCCAUGCCCAGCAGAAGCCACCAUGCAGUAAUGAACUCACUGCUCAAGGAGUUGGCUGCGAGGGGCCAUGAGGUCACCGUCAUAUCCAGCUUCCCUCCGGAGAAGCCACUCGCCAACUACACGCACGUCGACGUUGACUUCGACAUGAAGAAGUUGCACGGAAAUACAAAUACGUUUGAUAUGGGCAAGAGCAACUCUUUUUCACUUAUGGUACAUGUUCUUGGUAUUGGAGAGGUAAUUUCCAAACAUACGUUUGAAAAUGAGAAAGUACAAGAAAUAAUAAAAUCAAAGAAGUACCAGUUUGAUGUUGUCAUAUUGGAAGAUUUCGGCAAUGAAGCAUUAGCUGGAAUAGCCCAUGUAUUUAAUGCACCACUAAUUUACAUCAAUUCUGCUGUUGGUUUUGUUUGGACGAAUGACUUUAUUGGGAAUCCCAGCUGCUACACAUACAUUCCAAAUGUAUUCUCGAGCUAUAGUGAUCACAUGACAUUCACGGAGAGAGUACACAACACUCUCCAAUAUCUGUUCUCAGAACUGCAUUAUCAUUUAAUUUUUAUUCCUAAACAAGAUUCUUUGAUGAGAAAAUAUUUGCAAGAAAUUGUUGACCUGCCACACCUAUCUGAAAUAAAUGCAAAAACAUCUCUCGUCCUUACGAAUGCAUUGCCAGGCAUAAAUUACCCACAGCCUGUGUUACCAAAUCUCAUUCAAGUUGGAGGAAUACAUAUAUCGCCUCCAAAACCGCUGCCACAGGACCUACAAGCAUUUCUGGACAAUGCCAGCGAAGGUGUGAUAUACUUCAGCAUGGGAUCUCUUCUUAAGAGUGCAGAGUUUCCUAAGCACAUACAAGAAUCCUUCUUAAAAGCAUUUGGUAAUCUAAAGCAGAAAGUUCUAUGGAAAUUUGAGGUCAGCAAUUUGCCAGGGCAGCCAAGUAAUGUUGUCAUUAAAAAUUGGUUUCCACAAAAUGAUAUUUUAGCUCACCCUAACACGAAGCUCUUCAUCACUCACGGUGGUCUCCUGAGCAAUCAGGAAGCUGUGUAUCAUGGAGUGCCUCUGUUGGGAAUUCCCAUUCUUGGAGACCAGAGACUCAAUAUGAGGAACACUGAAAGGCUGGGUUAUGGUCUCAUUCUGGAGAUGUCCAACAUUACGGAUACAUCCGUGGAAUGGGCUUUAAAUGAAGCUCUGAAUAAUCCACGGUGAGUACAGUAAAUUAAAAUAAAAUAAUAACUUCAAAUCAUGUUUUCACUGCUGUUUAGUUUCAUUAAAGCCUCCUUACUUAUAUUACUGAAUACCAAAAUAUAGUGGAUAUAUAUUAUAUUUUUUCAUAAAUAAUUUUGUUCUAUUUGAAGUGUCGUGAUUAGGGUUUUCAGAGGGUCUUUAAGGUGAUAAGAGAUAGUGGGAGGACACGUGGACCCGGCUGAGACCCGCCUCAGAGCGUGACGUCACCCGUGUGAGGCAAGAUUCGACCCUCAGUUGCUACACGUAAUUCGCUCAGACCUGGCCCGCUCUCAGCGUCGGGCACGCUUAUAGUAUUUUAAUUAAUCCAGAGCUCUCAAGGCGUCCCACACGCCUGCACUCAGUACAUAGGUCAACACGUGGUCGGUAAAAGAAAAGAAGAAAAGCUGUUUCAUACUUAAGGUAUUUAAUGUACACACGCGCACCCAUACACGGCUUCAAUAUGAUACAUUUCAAAGGCCCAGGACACUUAAACGAAUAAGGGUAGUGAGACCCACGCUCGUAUCCGCACAAAGCAAUUACGUAGUAUGUGUUUAAAAGGAGUCACGUUAAGAGCUGAGAAAGAUUUAAUAAAACAGUCCCUCGACCGAGGAAAGACCCGGGGAUAGCGCGAAAGUGAUUGAUAAUUAAUUGAUUACAGAUAAAGCAGAACUACUGUUACACCUCGUAAGAGAUGAAUUUAGUACUUGCUCAAAAGCGAAGUACACCUCGGUCCCGGAUCCUUACAUUUAUUAAUUCGGGGUUGAAACCCGAAAUAUCAACGAAUGCAGAUAAAAAAAUGGAUAAUGUAAAAAAACUAAACUUUAGUAAAAAAAAAAAAA